AUGGAUCAGAAUCGAGGGUUUCGGGAAGUAGCGCCCCCCGAUGAAGCUGAGCAGCAUGCGCAGCGAAGUCAGCUAACCAUGAACAAAACCGGCAAGCGAAGCUACCAAAGAGCUUGUAAAGUUGCCCUGGCGAAGGGAGCAGCACUUUACAAAGGCCGUCUUCUGACAGCUCAGGCUCUAGGAGCUCAUGAAGGACAAUUCGCGUCUCCUGCGAAAGCGGAGAAGCGAUCUUUUCAACCGAACAGACAGAUCCAUCACAAAUUUGACAUGGAAGUCCUUACUUGGAACGCAGGCUCAAUUACAAGCCGAGUUUGGAACGAGACUCUGGCCCUUUUGGCAACAACAGAGUACAAGAACAUCAAAAUCGUCUUCCUGCAGGAAUCGCAUUGGCAGCAGGACCAGGUCUACAGCUCAGGCCCGUGGUCAGUCCUAACCUGUGGCUCAACAAGCAGACACAAGGCUGGCCUGGUUGUCUUGGUGCAUAGCUCACUGGCUCCUCUUUCAGAAAUUCGCAGCACUUCCAUUGUUCCAGGGCAUUUGCAGCACGUCAUGAUCCCGUGGCAGAGAUCCAGAAUACAUCUCCUGAACCUGUACCAGCACGUCUGGGAUUCAAAGCUCUCGAAGACGGAAAACAGAGGCAGGAGAAAGGACGUGAUGACACAGCUCGAAAAUCGGAUACAGAGAGUCCCACAACGUGACUUCUUGAUUGUGGCUGGGGAUUUCAAUGCGCAUGCGGUGACUGAACGUCCUCAUAUCGGACCAAGUGUGCCUCAUCGAGUACGGUUUGCGAAUGCGGAUGUGAAGACACUGCCCUCGCUCUGCAAAUCCUGUGGACUAACUGCGCUGAACACAUGGGCUUCUGGCCAUCGCAGUACGUAUGCUAACAGUGAUGGCACAUAUUCCUCUCAGAUCGAUUUUUUGCUGGUCAGACUGCACGAUGCUCGGAGGAGAUCCAAGGAGGCCUACUCGGAUAAGCACUUUCCUGUGGCUGCCUACAGAGAUGGAUCAAAACACUUUCCAGUGCGAGCCACUCUGUUCAUUCCUCCUUACAGUCCUACACCCAGCAAGCCACGGCCGUUUGAUGCCACAGCCCUGGAUGCGAGCUUUCGGCGGAAAGAUGACAACUGGCAGGCAUACUCACAUCGUCUGACGGAAGCAGUGGUGAGGACAAUGCAAGUGAGACCGUCUUGGCAAGAACUGGACGAAGUGAUGGUUAGUGUAUCAGCUGAGCACUAUCCUCCUCCACGCAAGUCUCAGCCAGUAGCAGGUCCAAUUCAUCAGGAAUAUUGGAAGAAAGUGCGGCAAAUCCAGGCGCACAAGAGGGCUGGAACCGAGCAUAAUUUAGAAUGCCAGAAGCUUGUGGAGGACAUCAAGGAGGAGGAAACUUGCUCCGUGGCGCCCAGUGCAGAGAGUCAACCUAAGGGAUCAAGCAGGCCCAUAGGAGUCAUCAGCGUGCCAGGCAAAGUGCUAGCAGGCGCAGUGAAGACUCGCAUUGCACCAGCACUGCAGGUGAGCUCACAGCUUCAGCCUCAAUUUGCGUAUAUCCGGCAGAGGGGGGUGCGGGACGCUAUCGCGAAAGCAUGUCAGCACCUUGAUUUCGCGCAGCAGCUCCGUCAAGAGCAUCGCAGGGACCUGCACAAGUCCCAACGCGGAGCCAGGCAGGCUCAGCUGUCAGGGGCACUUCCUGUUUCGGUUGAUCUGAGCAAAGCUUUUGAUUCUGUUAAUAGACAUGAGCUGCUAGCUGCCUUGGAUCACCUGGGAACAGACCCUGUUACGAAAGAACUGGUAGUUCAACUACACAGUGAGACCUCCUACAACAUGGGCACAAGUGGACUAGAGAUUCAAGUUCCCACUUCUUCAGGAAUCAAACAAGGUUGCAAGCUAGCCCCGGCAUUGUGGUCUGCGCUGACACUUCUAGUCAUGAGCAGAAUGGAGCAGAAAUGGGGCCCAGAUAGCAAGCAAGCUAGGGACAUUCUAACGGUCUUUGCAGACGAUUUCCUGCUCCAGGAAACCUUCUCGAGCUUUCCUGAACUUCAGAAAGUCCUGCUUAGAAUAGAGGCUCUCUUUCAGUCUCUUGAGGACGUGGGGCUGGAAGUCAAUCCAACGAAGUCCAAAGCCUUGCUAAUGGUUCAGGGCACUCAGCAGUCCAUCUUUCGCAAGAAGCACACGAUACGCAAAGAGAAGCAGUUGCACAUCGUCCUUCCCUCAGGACAUAAGAUUCCGAUUCAUCACAAACUAACAUAUCUAGGGGUGCAGCUCAGCUAUGGAUCCUACAAAGACCAGACUGUUGACUAUAGGAUCGCCCAAGCUCAAGGCAAGUUUGAGCUACUUCGACACAUCCUGUGCUCCACUAAGGCCUUGGAGGCUUCAAAGAAGUUGGAGAUCUGGAGGGUCUAUGUGGAAUCCUCACUCUUGCAUGGGCUUGUGGCCACUGGCAUCACCUCAUCAGGUCUUCAGAAGCUUCAGAGUAAAUACUCGAGGAUGCUAAGAUCCAUCUUUAAGCAACAUCAGCACUACAGCCAUAUUGACACGAAGACUCUGUUCGAGCAAUAUAAGGUUCAGACUCCUCAAGCAGUUUUGAUCAGCCAGAUGAAAAACUAUCAAGACGCACUAGAUGCCUGUCAGAAGUACAACCCGGAUCAGAACAUACAGUGGUAUCUGGGACUUAGAGGUAGGAUUGUUGCGUUGCAACAGGAGCUUCAGAGCAUGCAUUUGGACCUGACCGAGGCAGACCAGGAGGUACCGUGCUCUCUGUGCGAUCGGAAAUUUUCCAGCGCUAAGGGUCUUCAGCAACAUACUCUGGUGAAGCAUGGAGGACAGCGUGCGAAUCAGCUAGGCCCAAAAUUUCAGGUCACUGUGCAUGCUGCAAAGGACUUCCGCAAUGUGCGGCAUGCAACAGGCAGUUGCGCACAAUGCAUCAACUUCGCAGACAUGUGGAGUCAGGCAUUUGCCCUCAGCUGCACGAGCUGA
Messenger RNA from Symbiodinium natans, 2970 nucleotides. The record is from the annotation of a GenBank genome assembly. NCBI's taxonomy places the organism in Eukaryota, Dinophyceae, Suessiales, Symbiodiniaceae.